Molecule: messenger RNA, 486 nt
Organism: Callorhinus ursinus (northern fur seal)
Lineage: Eukaryota; Metazoa; Chordata; Mammalia; Carnivora; Otariidae
Source: RefSeq, a predicted model, not a curated record
AUGCACAGAGCAACACGAGAAUAUUGUUACGAAGUUGCAAACCACCCCCGAAAGACGCAUCUCCUGGAGCUUGAUCCACACCACCGGCCAGAGGGACCCACACGCCGGGCGCCCCCUCCCCAGGCGGCAGGUGUGGCCCGUGGAUCUCCCGGAGGAACCAGCGAUCGGACGGGAGCCCCAGGGACGCCCAGCCCCGCCUCCCCCGGCUCCGGGCCCGCCCGCCCCUGCCGCCCGGCCCAGCCGUCUCCGCAGCCCCCUCCGGCCCUCGCCAGCGGCCGGCGGCCUGCAGCCAGCCCUCGGGUAGAAGGUCCGCAGCCGAGUCCUCACCCGGCAGCGCGGCCACACCGCCACCCCGACCAACGGUCGCCGCGCGCGCCCCGGCCGACCACGCGCCGGAGAAUGGUGCUCCCUGCCGCCCCCACCCCCCCGUCCCCGCCAAGGUUAAAGGUCAGGCAAGAAUGCCCGGACCCACCACCUCAUUCUUAA